AUGUUGUUUGAGAUUGGUGGUGAUGGUAUUCUGAGAUAUCAGGGGAGAUUAUGUGUGCCAGAUGUAGAUGGUCUGCAAAAACAAAUCCUUGACGAAGCUCACACUUUGAGAUACGUUGUUCAUCCAGGCUCUACAAAGAUGUAUCAUGAUUUAAAAGCUAUAUACUGGUGGAAUAAUAUGAAACAUGAUGUGGCUAACUUUGUUGCCAAGUGUUUAAAUUGUCAGCAAGUUAAAACGAAUGGGCAAGCUGAGCGCACCAUUCAGACCCUUAUGGAUAUGUUGAGAGUCUGUGUAAUUGAUUUCAAAGGUAGUUGGGUAGAUCACUUGCCACUAAUAGAGUUUGCAUAUAAUAAUAGCUACCAUGCCAGUAUUAAGAUGGCUCCUUUUGAAGCACUGUAUGGAAGAAGAUGUAGGUCUCCUAUAGGGUGGUAUGAAGUGGGCGAGACUCAGUUUUUUGGGCCUGAUCUUGUUCACCAGGCAAUGGAAGAUGUGAAACUUAUUAGAGAACGACUUAAGACAGCUCAGAGUGGACAGAAAUCCUAUGUCGAUGUUAGAAGAAGGGAUUUAGAAUUCGAGGUUGGCAAUUGGGUGUUUUUAAAAGUCUCUCCUAUGAAGGGAGUCAUGCACUUUGGGAAGAAAGGUAAGUUGAGUCCUCGCUAUAUAAGACCAUACAAAAAGUGUAUUGGAGACCAUUCUUUAAUGUUACCCAUAGAAGAGAUCAAAGUGUCGGACUCCUUAUCCUAUGAAGAAGAGAUUAUAGCAAUCUUAGAUCGUCAAGUUAAAAAAUUAAGGAGUAAAAAGAUUGUCUCAGUUAAAGUGUUAUGGAGAAACCAGAAAAUUGAAGAAGCUACUUGGGAAUCCAAGGAUGACAUGCGAGCCAGAUACCCAAGCUUGUUUGAUCUAGCGAAUGACGAAAUAAAAGAUAGAGCUAUUGCAUAUAGUGCUUCAGCACCUACUGCUGCACCUAGUGUUGCUACAUCUACUACUGCAGCUAGUGUUGCUGCACCUUCUGCUGCUCAACCUAGUGCUGCUGCAGGUAGUGUUGCUUCACCUAGUGCUGUUGCACCUAGUGCUGUUGCACCUAGUGUUGCUGCACCUAGUGCUGUUGCACCUAGUGCUGUUGCACCUAGUGUUGCUGCACCUAGUGCUGAUGCAGUUGAUGAUGUAGAUAUUGGUCCUGCUAGAAGUGAUUUUUCAGAAGAAGAAGUAGAGGGUUCUGAUUACUCUACUGAAGAUAGUGUUGAUUUAGAAGAAGAAUUAGUUAGAGGUGAUGAUAAUGAAGAGUAUGGUAGUGAUGUACAUGAGGAAGUUAGGGAGUUGAGAGUUGAAAAAGAGAAGUUUCAAAGGAGAAAAAGAAAUGAGAGAGUACCAGCUGACAAUGCAGAGGUAUCAGUAGGUGAAGCAGGAUUAGGUCUAGGGUUUAAUGACACUAAAACAGGUAAAGUCAGUCAUGAAGGCAGGUUGGGAAGUGAUGAGCCUUACUUUACAAGUUUUGAUGAGGGGAGUUUUGAGUUAGAUGAAGAUGACUGUUGUGCUGAUGAAGAACAUGAUGUGCUUGCAUCUAGUAGGGCAAGAUCUAUUAAGUUGUCAAGAAAAAAAAGGACAACAGCCCAGAAAAUCAUUCAUGACCCAACUGCAAAGGAAGUUGUUUAG
Molecule: messenger RNA, 1653 nt
Organism: Capsicum annuum
Lineage: Eukaryota; Viridiplantae; Streptophyta; Magnoliopsida; Solanales; Solanaceae
Exons: 4
Coding region: 1-1653 (550 amino acids)
Molecular function (GO): nucleic acid binding
Source: RefSeq, a predicted model, not a curated record